Selaginella moellendorffii is the source of this 1342-nucleotide messenger RNA. RefSeq lists its product as uncharacterized. The coding region runs from base 66 to 1259 and encodes 397 amino acids. The record is from RefSeq and is a predicted model, not a curated record. Lineage: Eukaryota; Viridiplantae; Streptophyta; Lycopodiopsida; Selaginellales; Selaginellaceae. The transcript is spliced from 8 exons. Gene Ontology annotation, cellular component: chloroplast.
GCCUGUUGAAAUCAUUUUCACAGCACAGGAAAGUGUUUGUCCAUACCCCAAGUGUCACUUUAAUCAUGCCGGUUGCAGCUCGAGCCCGCUUCUUCCCCUUGUUUUGCGGCGCAGAAGCACGAAAUCAGCUUGAAAUACAAAGAUGUCACACCCUGGCCAAAGAUCACAUCGCCAAGGCAAAAACAGCCAUGGACAAGUUCCUCCAAAGCGUCGAGUCGAAUCCCCACAGACGAGACGCAGCCGAGCCUUGCUACUCGCUGCACGAGCCAGGAGACCUCGUCUAUGGAACCGCUCUCGUCUUUCACGGAUUCGGGCAAUCUCCACAGCAGUGCCAGUUGCUCGCGGACUACCUGUUUGACAAUGGCUUCAAUGUCUACCAGCCUUGCCUUGCUCGCCACUAUCUCGGAAAUCCGACUCUAAACUGGCCGCAGGUCGAUCUCAAGCCGGAACUGAAAGAGAAGAUCCGGCAAAACUUCCUCAAGGAUCCGGUCCUAGCCAAGGAGCUCUAUAUCUCUGCGGAAGACACCAUGCAGCGAGUUCGCUCCCUUUCCCCCGAAAUGUCUGAUAUAAUCGCUGCGCUCGACCAAGGUGACCGUAGCCAGGAUUUCCAGAGGUUUUUCGACUCGAGCCACUUGGACUACUUCACGGAAGCCGAGCAGCGACUAGAAGAAGUGCGUGCUCUGCCAGGCCCGAUCUUCGCGAUAGGCAUCUCGAUGGGAGGAGCCACUGCGUUGCAUCUCGCCAACACUUAUCCAGACACAAUCUCGAAAGUCGUAGCGUACGCCCCGCUCCUGAAGACAAUGGAUGAUGCGAGGAGAGAAUUUGCUCUGGCGAUCGGCCCGCUGGACGUGAAAGAAACCGGAUGGGAGCCAUCGCUCCAGUUCACAGUGGGAUGCCUUGUAGCAAUCGACCUGUGUGGGACUCGCAUCAGCCAAUCCAACAUAGAUAACCUCGCAAAGAAAGUCGCUACCUUGCUACUCUUCACCGCAAACGAAGACUCGGCCGACCUUCCAACGCAGGAGAAAUUCGCGCAAAGACUAAAAGCCAUCUCCUCCGAUGGAGUGCCACACCUGCAUUACACAUAUCGCCGCGAGCUGGAAGUCCCGCACGCGAUGAUCCACCCAAACGAGAGGCCGAUCGCGAACAAGCUGUGGAGAAGAAUGUACCAGGAGACAUUUCGAUUCCUGACCACCGGGAAGGCGCGCCAGGACGAGCUCGAUUCGCUGCGCCAAGACGAAACCCUACCCCAAGUACCAUAAACCCUAAAACCCCAAAUUCUCGGGAGCAAACUUUUAUCUCCUCGUGAGAGCGAACAAACUAAACUCUAGAACUUUGGAUCAAA